Messenger RNA from Loa loa (African eye worm), 487 nucleotides. RefSeq lists its product as hypothetical. Bases 97 to 420 code for a protein of 107 amino acids. The record is from RefSeq and is a predicted model, not a curated record. Lineage: Eukaryota; Metazoa; Nematoda; Chromadorea; Rhabditida; Onchocercidae. The transcript has 2 exons.
UGAAUAAUAUUUGUAAACAAUUACGAGGGGCGUACCAACCAAUCUUCCGGUUGCAGUUUCUAUUCUUACAUUUCCAAUAUCAUUUUUAGAAUAACAAUGUCGAUCAUGAUUAUGGUAAGCAAUAUCAGCAAAAGUACUCCUCGUAUUUUCUCACUUCUCAUUCUAAUUGUUACAAUUGCGUCAGCUUUUGAUUUCGAUGAGCUAAUGCACGAUGAUAACGAUUUGCAAGAGAUAUGGAAACGAAGUAAUGCUGAACUUAUUAAUGGAUUAAUUGGAAUGGAUUUGGGAAAAUUAACAAAAGCUGGUAAAAGGAGCAUAAUACCACCAUCAAUGAUAACAAACAAACAAAAAGCCAUCAACAAUGGUCAACGAUUUAAUAUGAAUUUGAAAAAAUUAUUAUCAUAUCAGCGUCAUUGUUAAUUGUAUGAAUAUAUCAUUAUCAUUAAUAUCAUAACAUCAUUAUUAAAUGAUAAAAUGUUGAAUAAAU